UUCUAUAUUAAAGUGUGAUCUCGUACAAAUUUUGCAUUAUUAUAGAGUUUUAGAGUAUUAAAGCUAAUAUCUCCAAUUUAAAUUAUGCUGUCAAUCAAGCUAAAUAUUACAAUAAAAGGGUAACUGUUGAAGCAUUAUGAAGUAAAAAGAAAAAGGGUUAUUGAGAAGAAAGAAACAAAAAAAAUAAAUAAAUAAAUAAAAGAAAAGAAAAGAAAAGUGAAAGAUGGUCAUUAUAGGCAUAUAUAUAUAGAGAGAGAGAAUCACAAAAUCAAAAGCUUCAGCAAGCAAAGUGAGUGAGAAGACAGACUCAGACAGACAAAACAACAAUACAAAAAAUCCUUAACUGUGAAAGUGAGAAUCUAAUUACAGUUUGAAAUAGUAUGUUUAGUGACGUUUAAGGCAUUUGAUGAAAUAGAAUCUAAAGAAAAAUGAGAAAAAUGGUUUUGCUUGGCUGUUGCACUAUAUGAGAUGAAUCAGAUGCUUUCCGUAUUCCUCUUUCGCGUGUAUCUCAUGUUUUUGUUUCUUUUAAUUUAAUUCAGAAUACAUUAUAGUUGUAAAAACUAUAAAUAACAACACAAACCAACCAUUUUUCUACGUGCCGAUUUCUUUUGUUUUCCCAUUCUACUACUACUACUCUUUCCCAACACACCAAAACUUGUCAUCAUGGCAGCUCAACCACCAGCUCGUCCAUGGUUCCGUUUAGGUUCUAUAGUCCGCCCAAGCCCAAUGGCUGCCCCUGCCCCUGCACCAGCACCAGCACCAGCACCAGCACCUGCCCCUGCCCCUGCACCUGCACCUGCGCAGGCGGCACCUAUACGGGGACCUGCACCUGCUCAGCCACCAGCAACACAACCUAUACGGGGACCUGCACCUGCUCAGCCACCAGCAGCACAACCUAUACGGGCACCUGCACCCGCCCCGGCCCCCGCACCCACACCCGCGCCUGGACCUGCUCCAACACCAGCAGCAGCCCCUUCUCCAACUCCAGCACCAGCACCAGCACCUGCUCCAACUCCAGCCCCAGCCACCGUACGGGCACCAAUACCAGCUCCAGCUCCUGCAACUGUACGGGCAAUCGCACCAGCACCAGCUCCCGCUCCCGCUCCAGCCCCCGCAAUCGUAAGGGCACCAGUCCCAGCAAUGACACCAGCACCUGCCCCUGCCCCUGCUCCUGGACCUAUAACUAGGCCUACAAUGAUGAGGCCAUUAGGUCCAGUAGUAACCCCAGCCCCAGUUGCCACUCCAGCCCCAGCUCCAGCUCCAGCGCCUUUGCGUCCUACUUUCACUGUUGUUGCACCGCAGCCAGUGCCUGUUGCCGCAGCUUCGUCUGAUUCACUGUCAACACAAAAGUCAAGAUCACCUCCACCAGCUUCUUCCAACAACGCAAUUCCCAUCACCGCCAGUUCGUCCGUGCCUUCCUCUCCUAGGACCACUUCCAGAGGUUUGACAACACAACAGAGUAGCCCUCCUCCUCCUUCAAGAGCCACUAGUACUACCAUUGCUCCAUCUGCCCGUUUGACCAGUCCUGUUCAGUCUCCCAAAGCAGUAAAGCCAACGAGUCAAACUCAAAGCACCUUGGCACGUGAGCCUCCGCCUACUUUCACUCUGCCUCGUGCUAUGAGAACCACCAAUGCAGAGCCUGAAGCAGAGCAAAAAACCGUUCUUGUUCAAAAGACAGUUGAGAAGCCUAGGCAGUGGUUCAGCAGUGGCAACACCACUAGCCAAAGCGGUCACCUUGGCUCCUUGAAUAAACCAAAAGAAAAAAGCUCUGACAAACACUCUUCCGACUCUGAUGCUAUGGGAAUGAGGAUUAUAACCAUUGCAGGUGAAAACAAAGGGGCUUUCAUGGAACUCAUCAAGUCUCCCAGUAAACAUGAAUCAAGUGAAAAAUCCAGAUAUAUUUACAAGGGGACGGGGAAAUUCGCGAGAAAUGGCGGCGAGUCUGAGCGCAAAAGCAGCAGCAGCAGCAGCGGGAGCAGCAGCAGUAGUGGCGAGGAAGGGAAGUCGAAGAAGGACAAGAGUUUCAAAGCUAGCAAGGCCAAGAAUGGUUCACUGCCAAUGAGUGCUUUCAUGAACAGCAAUGUUCAAGGCAUUAACAAUUCCAUUAUGUUCAACAGUUCUUGCACUCACCAUGAUCCAGGGGUUCACCUUGCUCUUACAAGGAAGCCAAAUGGAGGUGGAUUUCAAGUGAAGGAACGUGUCUCUGGCCAUGAUCAUAACUAGACAUGACACAACUGAGAAAGUCACAACCCAAGCUUCUCUUUUCUUUUUCUUUUUUUUUUUAAUUUUAUUUAUUAAUUAUAUGUUUGAAAUUAGGAGAGAAAAAACAUAUAUGCUUGUGAUGGUGGAAUAAUAAAAAGCGUGAUGUUCUAUGGUGAGGUUGUGAAAGGAAAAAAAAGAGGGUAUGGUUUCCGAUUCUUUGCGGUCAGCUUCUCCUUUGGUGGAGUUUGACGUAAGGUUUUUAGUAUCUAUGGCCUAUUGUUAGAUAAUAUAAUAUAAUAACUCUGGUUCGUUGGCUUAGCAGAGAUCUUUUCCAGCAAGGUAACUAUUGAGUGUGUAUUGCCAACUGCCAUUGAUAAAUUAUAUGAUCCAUAUAUACUAUCAUAUUUCUUAUGAUGGUUUCUAUUUUUAGAUUCUAAAUAAAGAAAAUGUAUUGUCAUUUGUUCUUCC
This is a messenger RNA of Cannabis sativa, 2670 nucleotides long. RefSeq lists its product as uncharacterized. The transcript has a single exon. NCBI's taxonomy places the organism in Eukaryota, Viridiplantae, Streptophyta, Magnoliopsida, Rosales, Cannabaceae. The coding region runs from base 664 to 2223 and encodes 519 amino acids. The record is from RefSeq and is a predicted model, not a curated record.